UUCUUGGAAAACCAGAAAAGGAGAGGAAAAAACAUAGAUAUGGCGAACAAGGGACCCAAUCCUCUUUCUCUGCACCUGGCGGAACUAACUGCCUGCCAGUUUAUCGACAUCUGGAAUAAAUUCGACGCUGAUGGGAAUGGCUGCAUCGAGGGGAAAGAACUGGAACAUUUCAUCCGUGAGCUUGAGAUUGCACGGAAAAGUGUGGAUCCUUCAAAUGCUUCAUUCAGAGACAGGAUGAAAGAGUUUAUGCUGAAAUUUGACGAGAACGGUGAUGGGAAGAUUGAGAUGUCUGAGCUGGCUCAGAUCCUGCCAACAGAGGAGAACUUUUUAUUAUGCUUUAGACAGUUUGUGGGAUCCAGUGCUGAGUUUAUGGCGGCAUGGAGAAAAUACGAUACGGACCGAAGUGGAUACAUUGAAUCUAAUGAACUGAAGGGCUUCCUCUCAGAUCUGUGGAAGAAAGCAAACAGACAUUAUGAUGACAAGAAACUGAACGAGUAUACACAGACCAUACUUAAAAUGUUUGACCUGAAUGGUGAUGGGAAGCUUGGAUUGUCCGAGAUGGCUAGACUUCUUCCUGUGCAGGAGAAUUUUCUGAUCAAGUUUCAGAACAUCAAACUAUCUGCUGAUGAAUUUGAAGGCAUCUUUGCCGAUUAUGACAAGGAUGGAAAUGGUUAUAUUGAUGAACAUGAGUUGGAUGCACUCCUGAGAGACCUCUACCUAAAACACAACAUGGUUGUUGACUCUCAAAGCCUGGCUAGCUCAAAGAAGAGCAUCAUGGCGUUGUCUGAUGGAGGGAAGCUCUUCCGUACAGAGUUGGAGAUUGUGCUAUGCAAGGAGCCUUCAUUCUGAACUCUGAGCUCUUCCUGUAACUUUCACUCCCUCCUCUGUACCUUCACCCUACCCAUUCUAGCCAAAGCAGUUGCAUGUGGUGGCUCUAGGUUACUCAGCAUUACACAACGUACUCCUCUCUGUGGCAUGCCUUUCCCAGAGAUAUGUCUUCUCAAUGAUGUGUGCAACUCUUUCUUGUCUUUUUUCAUGUUAAAAUAUAAUUCUUACAUUGUGGUAUAAUAAUGGAUAUAUGGUCUUUGGUCUAAUUCUCCUGCUUAUACCAAAUAUUCAGAUUACGUUAU
Messenger RNA from Xyrauchen texanus (razorback sucker), 1130 nucleotides. It is a transcript of the gene calb2b, whose product is annotated as calbindin 2b. Bases 40 to 849 code for a protein of 269 amino acids. Gene Ontology annotation, biological process: regulation of long-term synaptic potentiation; regulation of presynaptic cytosolic calcium ion concentration. The transcript has 11 exons. Lineage: Eukaryota; Metazoa; Chordata; Actinopteri; Cypriniformes; Catostomidae. Gene Ontology annotation, cellular component: terminal bouton; synapse; dendrite. Gene Ontology annotation, molecular function: calcium ion binding. The record is from RefSeq and is a predicted model, not a curated record.